AUGCCUUCAUCCUUCCAGGGGAAAAAUGGAAGAAUUUCCUACAUCAUGGAAGCAAAGAUAGCUAGGAGCUGGCAUUGGUCCUCUGAUGCACAAAAAGAGAUCAAGUUUAUGUCCAGGUCCAGUCCACACACUGUCCAAAUGAUGCAUCCGCAAUCUGGUUCAGUGAGUAAAAACAUGGGUGGUCGCUCCAGGGGACAGGUCCAGAUGUCUGCCACUAUUAACAGAGGUGUUUGUUCUCCAGGAGAAACUUUAUCUGUUGUUGCCAAAAUAUGCAACUCCUCUUCCAAGGAAAUGAGACCCAAAUUCAAACUUCAACAGAAAAUAGUGUACAGCUGCAAGAAACAUACUAAUCCCACCUUCAAGACUCUGUGCAAAAUGGUUGGGGACACUAUCAGUCCAAACUCAGAGCAAACUGUGUCCUGCAAAAUUAAGAUUCCUGGUGACAUUGCCCCCACUCUCCAUAACUGUGAUAUUAUCUCAGUUAAAUAUUAUGUCAAGGUGUAUCUGGACAUUAGUUUUGCCUUUGACCCAGAAGUGACAUUUCCACUGGUUGUCCUUCCUUCCAGACUUGCUCCCAUAUGGCCCGAUGAGGCUUUAGGACAAUCUGUGGGGGAGGGUGGGGCAGCCAAGGCCACCAGUUACAAGGUACAUGUUGUACCUACAGCAUCAGAUGCUUGCCAAUACCCCAUCCCCGAUCCCCCUCUGGAUGAUGACAUAAAAGAAGGCAAUUAUAACCAGUUGCCUCAAGGUGCUACUUCACUGGGGUUCUCAGCUCCAGCUUUCUCAGUGGAUUCAAUGCAGCAACCAGCUAUUCUGCAGGGAGAACCAUCUCCAUUAUUUACUUCCAUUUACAAGCAUUAGAUUGAGUGAUUGUGGAAGUUGAACUGGAUUAAGUGAAUAGGCUGAAGAUUAACAAUAAGGGCCAGGUACCUGUUAAACAGGGUAGUGAAAGUUCUGAAAAUCAGAAGUGAGAUACAAAAGCAUGUGUGUGGCUUAGGUGGGUGUUGAAACAAGAGCACAAAGCAACUCUUUGGUUUCAUUCUAUAAUACCAGGCUUAUUUUUCUACGAAGAUUUGAACUUUGAGGGUGUUUAAACAGGGGAGAAAAGUGUGAAGAUGUUCAUGCCUGUCUGAGAAAAGUGUAUAAAGUGUGUGGUGAGGGAUUUUACAGCCUUAAAACAUCUAUAAAAAUAAAGUUUGCUACUUUUCGAUUUCACUUAUUAUUUAGUUAUUUUUAGAAUGUAACUCUCACGAUAAACAAGGGAACACUGUAGAGCUAAGUUGCAGUCGUCAGUCACCU
Neolamprologus brichardi is the source of this 1299-nucleotide messenger RNA. The record is from RefSeq and is a predicted model, not a curated record. NCBI's taxonomy places the organism in Eukaryota, Metazoa, Chordata, Actinopteri, Cichliformes, Cichlidae.